Molecule: messenger RNA, 1725 nt
Organism: Penicillium riverlandense
Lineage: Eukaryota; Fungi; Ascomycota; Eurotiomycetes; Eurotiales; Aspergillaceae
Exons: 7
Coding region: 1-1725 (574 amino acids)
Biological process (GO): L-phenylalanine catabolic process
Cellular component (GO): cytoplasm
Molecular function (GO): homogentisate 1,2-dioxygenase activity
Source: RefSeq, a predicted model, not a curated record
AUGUCUGUUCCGCCCAUCCAAGAGAGGAAGCCAGUCAAAGACAUGCAAAAGGUCUUCCAUUAUACGGAUACAAUGAGCCGCAAGCCUACACGGGACAACGAUCCAUACGAAUACAUGGCAGGCUUUGGUAACCGCCACCAGUCCGAGGUCAUUCCAGGCACCCUCCCAGCCGGACAGAACAACCCCCAAGAACCCCGUUUUGGCUUGUAUACGGAGGGUAUCACAUACUCGGCUUUUGCAGCGCCGAGACAUGCAAAUUUUAGCACUUAUAUGUAUCGAGUACGGCCAGCUGCAGCUCAUAACGGCUACAAAGCCAAUAUCCCCAACAAGGCCGAUAUCGAGAACUGCUUUUUGUCUAUUAACCCCAAGGUUGCCACGCUAGCAGAGCAAGGAGAGUGGGCACCGUUCCCGCUGCCCAAGGAUGACGAGAAAAUCGACUUCGUGGAUGGACUGCACACGGUUGGAGGCAGCGGAGACCCCAACUUGCGUGAGGGCAUUGCGCUUUAUGUCUUCAUGAUCAAUACCGACAUGGACCACCGCGCCUUCUGCAACACCGAUGGUGAUUUCCUGAUUGUUGCGCAGUUGGGAAACCUAGAUAUCCAAACAGAGCUGGGGAAGAUAUUUCUACAACCUGGCGAGGUCUGCGUGAUUCCUCGUGGAAUUCGGUUUUCCAUUCGCCUUGGUCCUGGACAUGACGUUGCUCGGGGCUAUAUCACUGAAAUCUGGGGCUCCCGCUUCGAGUUGCCCGACCUAGGGCCUCUGGGAGGACACGGACUUGCAAACCCACGCGACUUCUUGCAUCCUGUCGCCUUCAUCGAUGAGAAUCUUCAUGAAGAUUGGUCGAUUGUCAACAAGAAUAAUGGACAGUACCAUGCCAUUGAGCAAGACCACAGCCCGUUUGAUCUUGUGGCGUGGCAUGGCAACGUCGUUCCCUACAAGUACGACCUGACCAAGUUCGCCUCGCAGAACGCUACCUCUAUCGACCACACCGACCCGUCGGUCAACUGCGUGCUCACGGCCCCAUCGCGUGACCCUGUCGCGCCGCUGGUUGAUUUCCUAUGGUUUGGACCGCGAUGGGACACUGCGUCCAACACAUUCCGCCUGCCGUACUUCCACCGCAACUCGGCGACAGAGUUUCUGGCUUGCCUGUAUGGAAGUGGGCUGGGUCGCUCAGAUGAGUUUCUUCCUGGCGGCGGCAGCGUAGAGAUCAGCCAUACGCCACACGGAAAUUUCAGCGAUGCCUAUGUGUAUGAAAUGCGCAAUCAAGUGAAUGAGCCCCGCAAGAUUCUCGAAAACCAAAUGACUAUCAUGAUCGAGAGCAGUCGGUCUUUCCUGUUUACUGAGUAUGCUCGGAGUGGCUGCGGCACAUUCAAAGAUCAGGGCACUGAUCCCAAGGCGUGGGACGCGCUACCGGACAAAUUUUCGUCGUAUCCGCAUAUCCAGGAGAUCCUGAAACAGGUCAAGGCGGACAAGGAGGCACGCAAGCAGCGCCUGGAAACAUACUGUGACGACGAUCGCCUGGCCGCACUGGUGUCGCAGUUGGGCCAGCACAAAUGUGCCAGUUCCACCGUUCGCCGGUUCUUGAUCGCCCGGCUUAACCCCGGCGGUUUUGGUAUUGUUAAUAACGGUCACAAAACAACGCGACUGGCGGAACAAUGCCAAAAUUAUGACCUUCCCCUCUCCACCGACGGUGCUCUUUCCUUCUUCGUCAAAUUCUCCCUGUGA